Molecule: messenger RNA, 1734 nt
Organism: Mytilus californianus (California mussel)
Lineage: Eukaryota; Metazoa; Mollusca; Bivalvia; Mytilida; Mytilidae
Product: protein saal1-like
Exons: 12
Coding region: 117-1682 (521 amino acids)
Source: RefSeq, a predicted model, not a curated record
UGGAAAAUCAUACAAGAAAGGCAUAAGGUUUUUGAUGUUAUUUAACCCGGAUAUAAUAUUGAUAUCCGUUUUUGACUUCGUUCUUUAUAAAACCACCUGCAUGGAAAAAGGAAAUUAUGAAUGAGGAAGAUACACCAAGCUCACCGAGCUGUAACCGUAAUCCUUCACCACCUCCACAUUUACAAGAACAGAUUGAAUCAUUAGAGGCAGACAGGAUUGGCAACACGACCUUCAGUAAACACUGGCUCUUCACUACUUUGAUGAAAUUGAUUGAGGAAGUAGAGAAGGAAGAUCAGUCAGAGUUUGGUGUGGAUGUGGAUGAGGAAUUGCAGAAUGAACUCUGUAAACUCUGGGACAUGUCAAUGAAUACAGAUGUAGCUAAGUUUUUAGAAAAAUUCAAAGCAGUUGAUAUUUUAACUGGUGUAAUACAACGGUCCAAGGCACCACGUGUAACUGAAAUAUGUGUUGGUAUCCUUGGAAAUAUGGCAUGUGAUUCAGAUAUAUGUGAAAGUUUAUCAAAGAACCAACAACUUCUAAAAAUGGUUUUACUUCUGUUAGAAGGAAGAGACCCACCAACUUUGGUUGAAACAACAAGGUUAAUGUUUACUUGUUUAUCAUGUAAUCAGGCUAAGUCCAGUUGGUUAGAGGUCAUUAACAGUUCAGAUAGUCUCCAUGAUCACAUCAUUUUCAUUCUGCAGAGUUCAACAAAUGUUGAUUUAUUAAAGAACACAGGAGAAUUUGUAGAUGUAUUGUUAGAUUUACAGGAAGAUAUGUGUGAAAAUUGGGCUACAGCAGAAUUUGUACAGGCUCUAUUAGAGGCUAUAAAACAGAUUGGAUUGAGUCACAGUCAACAAUUAGAAAUCUACUUCCGUAUUUUACAGUUAUUGUCAACAACUGAUACUGGAGCAGAAGUACUAGUGUCAUGUGCUGAUGCUGUAGAAAAACCAUUGGUAAAGUAUCUGAACACAGUGUGUGAUGAUGAGAUUGUUGGCAUUGAAAAUAAGGAAUCUUGUAUAGCAUCAGCACUCUCAGUAUUAAACAUACUGUUCUCUGCCAAUGACGAAACAUCAAACAGACUCAUAAAAGAUGAAAAAUUAAUAAGAGUGUUUGUAAAAAUAUUGGAACCAUUGUAUCCCUGGCUACAAGACAUUAAAAAGUCAACAACUAACAAAUUAGAAAAGAAAAGUUUAUUAUGUGAGGAAAGUGGUAAUGUGGAAAAGACAGAUUUAAAAUGUAGAAACAAAGAUAAUGAGUCUGGAACUGAAAAAGAAUCUCGAUGUAAUAGUGAAAUUUUAGAGGGAUUAAAACAACGAGAUGACAAAGAAUUUCAGCAUUUAGAGAUUUUAUACCAUAUUGUUGAGGGAUUUGUUUAUGAUUAUAUGUUUACUCUACAGAUGAUUAUAGAUAGUGAUAGUGAAAAUGAUAGUGAAGAAGAAACACAAAAGACAGAUGUAACCAAGUUUUUGUCAUAUCUCAAUGAUUCUUGUAGUAGAUGUCGAAUUAACUAUCUUGUUCUGACAAUGAAAGAGUCCAUUAAUGAAGCAUUUAACCCAACAGAACUUUUAACAAAUCUAGCAGCUGAACACAAAAAAGAACGAUUAGCAAGGAUUACUGCUGAUGCACUAGCAGGCCGAAACUUGGACAGAUCAGACUCAAAUACAGACAGUCAAAAUAAUACAUAGUUAUACUAUUACUGCAAGAAUCAAAUUAAUUAUUAAUAAAGGUUAGAAAGAA